Molecule: messenger RNA, 1017 nt
Organism: Arthroderma uncinatum
Lineage: Eukaryota; Fungi; Ascomycota; Eurotiomycetes; Onygenales; Arthrodermataceae
Product: ubiquinone biosynthesis methyltransferase coq5
Exons: 1
Coding region: 1-1017 (338 amino acids)
Biological process (GO): ubiquinone biosynthetic process
Molecular function (GO): methyltransferase activity
Source: RefSeq, a predicted model, not a curated record
AUGGCUUCGAAGAGUGCAUGGCGUGGCCUGCACUGGUGUGCUAAGAGACGGCCAUUAGUCCCCCAACCCCCCUACAGAUGUUUCUCCUGCUCUGCUCGCCUCCAGGUCCCAGGGCAGCAGCCCGAGGACCGGAAGACGCACUUUGGCUUCGAGACGGUGCGGGAGUCCGAUAAGGAGUCGAGAGGUAGGAUCCCUGGUUCAAUUGGUCAGAACACUCUGUUGCUGACACGGAUGUCUUCCCUAGUUGGCGCCGUCUUCAGCUCCGUAGCCGGUUCCUAUGAUACGAUGAACGAUUUCAUGUCACUGGGCAUUCACAGACUGUGGAAGGACUACUUUGUGCGGUCACUGAACCCGGGUCGACAGUACGCGCGAGAGAGCCCCAGCCAGACCGGCAGCAGCGAUGUGGCCCUUCACGGAUGGAAUAUCCUCGACGUUGCAGGCGGGACUGGAGAUAUUGCAUUCCGCAUGCUCGACCAUGCCACCAACAUCAAGCACGACCAGCACACCCGGGUGACGGUUGCCGAUAUCAACCCAGACAUGUUGACGGAGGGCAAGAAACGAAGCCUCGACACCCCAUACUAUAACACCGAUAGACUCUCGUUCAUGCAGGGCAACGCGGAGUCGAUGCCUUCCAUUCCUUCCAACUCCGUCGACCUGUACACUGUGGCGUUUGGCAUCCGUAAUUUCACCAACAAGCAGGCCGCACUGGAAGAGGCCUACCGCGUCCUCAAGCCCGGCGGCGUCUUCGCGUGUCUCGAAUUUAGCAAGGUGACCGUUGGCGUCGUCGACGAAGUGUAUAAGCGAUGGAGUUUCAGUGCAAUUCCGUUGAUCGGCCAGCUGGUGGCCGGAGACCGCGCCAGCUACCAGUAUCUGGUCGAGAGCAUCGAAAGGUUCCCCAGCCAGGAGCAGUUCCGCGGAAUGAUUCGCAAGGCGGGCUUCAUCACUCCCGGAGAUGGUUACGAGAACCUCUCGCUGGGCAUUGCAGCCAUCCACAAAGGCGUCAAACCAUUGAAGUGA